AUGGUCUUCUCGCGCUGCCAAAGAGAAUGGCGACCUGCAGACCCAAAGGCGGAAGAAAAACCCGUUUCAGGUACUAUCAAGCUGUGGCCGCAGGUGCUUGUAGCGCUGACUGCAUCACUGGCUCACCUCUCACUCGGCACCGUCUUAGCGUACCCAGCCAUCGCAGUACCACAACUAACUAAGCCACUUCUUCCUGAACUGAAUCGGCGGCACAACGCAACGCUGCGGGAAACGUACAACCAAAGCCAGGUCGGGGAAGCUCCUCCUUUAGUUUAUCUCCUCGACAACUCCACGGAAUCUCUGGACCGCCUGAACUAUACCCUGACGCCGUCUAGCACGCCCUCGUCUCGGCUCCCCCGCCCCCACGAGGUCUGGCUGUCGCACUCGCAGGCCACCUGGUUUGCCUCCGUGCACACGACGGGGGCGAUCGUGGGCUCCGUGGUGUGUGGGCCUCUCGUCAGCGUGAUGGGUCAGCGCAGAGCCAUCCUUAUCACCUCUCCUUUCAUUCUGGCUUCGUGGCUUACCAUUUGGGCCGCGUCUUUAUUCUCUCUUUUGGUCAGUGCUAGGUUAGUGCUUGGGAUAUGCAUUGGCGUCACGGGAACGGCUGCUCAAAUUUACAACGUUGAAAUCGCCCACGAGUCGGUCCGCGGCUCUCUCACCUGCCUGACGGAUUUCUUCGUCGGUUUGGGUCUCCUUUUCACCUACGCCCUGGGUAUGUCUGGCCUGGAAUGGAGGUGGACGGCCUUCACUCUUGGUCUCGUCAUCAACCUCCCCCUCACCAUUGGCAUUGCGAUGUUCCCCGACUCGCCUCGCUGGCUGGCCACCAGGGGGCGCAAAGAGGACGCCAGGAAGGCUCUCUCGUUCCUCAGGGGAAGCAGCUACGAUGUGUCGGCCGAGCUCGAGAAUAUAAUGAAGGCUGGAAAUGGAGGGUCCAAAAACACGUUAGGACAGCAAGUGCGUAGUUUGAAGACCCCUGGUGUAUACAUGCCCUUCCUGACCAGCUGCGGUUUGUUCGUCUUCACUCAGUUCUCCGGCCCUUAUGUAAUGUACAGCUACACGAUCUACAUCUUCCAGGCAGCUAAAGUUGGCGUCAGUCCUUAUCUAUCGUCUGUCCUGGUGGGCGUGGCCCGAGUGGUGGGCUCUGCCGUCGGACUUGUAGUCGUGGAGCGCGCAGGACGCCGCCCGGCCAUGAUGGUGGGCGGCAUAGGCGCAUCUCUCUCCCUGGGCUGCCUUGGCUUCUACUUCUUUCUGCAGAACGGUCACGGAGGAGUUCGUUUUGAACAGUGGCUUCCCUUGGCUUCCAUGAUAUCGUACACCUUGAUUGUGGGAGCAACAAUUAGUCCUAUUCCAUUCUUGCUCUCGAGCGAACUGCUGCCUCUCUCCUUCAGGUCGUUGGGAUCUGCUGUUUCCAAGAUCGUCUUCUACUUAGCGAGUAUGGUGGCAACGUGUUCCUUCCCAACGCUGAAAGAGAACUUAGGCCCGGAAGUCGUUUUUUGGCUGUACGCUGUGUCUGCUCUCUCGCUCGUCCUGUUGGUGUGGAGGACGCUUCCUGAGACGAAAGGUCGCACGCUGGAGGAGAUUGAGGAAUAUUACAAAGGACUUAAUAAAUAAGCUGACUCAGUGCAGGUCCAAAUCAACUCUUAGUCUCCAACUACUUGAAAAGGAGUGUUUUAGGAUGUGAUACUCCUGCAGGGCUCUCAUGUGGCAAGCUGACUCGUGACCUUCACUAAGGUUAUGCACGCAGAAUUAUGGUUUUCUUGCACUCCACUUACUGGCGUUAAAUUUGUGAUACGACUGUGAAUUCACAAAAAAGACAAUUCAAUGAUGUGUAAGAAAUAGC
This is a messenger RNA of Penaeus monodon (black tiger shrimp), 1840 nucleotides long. RefSeq names its product facilitated trehalose transporter Tret1-2 homolog. Gene Ontology annotation, molecular function: transmembrane transporter activity. Lineage: Eukaryota; Metazoa; Arthropoda; Malacostraca; Decapoda; Penaeidae. The transcript has 5 exons. Gene Ontology annotation, cellular component: membrane. The record is from RefSeq and is a predicted model, not a curated record. Gene Ontology annotation, biological process: transmembrane transport. Bases 1 to 1611 code for a protein of 536 amino acids.